CUAUUUAUAGCUGUAUGCACUCAGAUCUUUUCUGGGAAUAAAACAUUCCUAUUUGAUGCUCUAAACCAGCACACGGGCCUCUGUUUACGCCCACCGCCUCCACUGAACUCAUUCAUACGCGCACGAAGUCCUUGUUUACAUCUGGCUUGACGUCUGAGGUCUUGAUGUGUAACUAAUUACAGAUUUCUUGCAUUUUAAUACCGCCUGCUCGACGAGUAACCCCUCAGAUAGAGAGUUUAAAAUGAUGUGGGAGUGGCGUAACCUUCAGUGUGUUUCGAUGAUAUCGGGUAAACAUGUAAAAGAUACUUUACAUUUAUUGAGGUUGUGAUUUUCUGCUGCACUUGCUGCUGCGCAGUUAAACCGCUGCUACAGAAAGAUUACCGUGUAAACACACCCUUGUAAAUGAUUGGUCGAGAGGUUUUAGCGCGGCGUGCCGUAGCCAAUCAGAAGAUUGUUUUCCUGUCACGUCGGUGCACGAAUAGUAAGCUAACGGAUAAUGCAAACAUAAACUAAAAUAAACAACGCGGAUUGUCGCUAAAGGUGGUAUAGCACGGGAAGGUUUGACUAAGUGGACCGUCUCUGUCUUGUUGGACUAUUAUUCGUGAAAAUGUGAUGCAGCCAUCACUGCGAGGACACACGAAUUGGGUAACGUGAGCUAACUACCGUUAGCAGUAGCCUGCUAAUUUUUAACGUUUCGCAAGGCCGCGGAGAAAUAGGAGAGCUGCUUCCUGCUCUGCUUUCACUGAGAAUGUAGGUAACACUACGACCCAAGAAACAAAAUCACAACGGUUAUCUGAGUAGCUAGUUUAGUUGAGUAAUCAUUUGCAUUUACGUUUGUUUAACUUGAGCUUGCGGGCUACCUAGCUUGUUAGCUAUUUGGCUAGCUAGCUAGCAUGAGUGAACUGACGGACUGCAAACAGUCCGCUGACUCUGCAUCGAGGAAACGGUGUCCAUCACCCGACCAGGAUGAAGGCAGCACGAUCCCCAGCAAGUGCUCAAAAGUAAGUGACGCAUCAAAUGAAGCGGGGGUCACUCCGGAAAGUUGCAAAAACAGUGAAGCUGAGAGUAAAGAAGCAAAUGGAAGCGAGGGCCAGUCAAAAGAUAGCGUGCAAGAACCAGCUGCCGUGCAAACGGAUCAGAGUUCAAAUAGCACGGGUGGCACCAGUACACUGCCUGUCAACAACUCCAGCACUGACGCUCACGAUGCCAGCAACACCGAAAAACCACAGUCCUCUGGUGCACAGGAAUUUGCUGACGCAAAGGAAGCUGCACAGAAGACAGCAGGAACUGAGCAGCGUCCCUCAGCUCCUCUGGACCAGUCCGACUCAGCAGCCAUAGCAGCUGCUGAAGCACUUGCCAGUCUCACUGGAGGAGACGGGGAAGACAGUCAAGAGACUCCUUGCUCAUCUGAAAAGGCUAAACAGAUGAAACAGGGGAGCAAAUUCAAACAGCGUGGGGGCCAGCAGUCCUCAAGAGCGGGCUCUAAAACGCAGGCAGCUGCAGCAGACAGCUCCACAUCUGUGCACAGUACUGAUAGAGAAGAUGCAGAUGAUGUGCCCGAAGCAGAUGAAGGUGAUGAAUCCAUAUCUGGGUCUUCAUCUACGCCAAGCUCAUCUUUUCCAUCAGACAAUGAGGACAAUGAUGAUGGGGAGUGUGCCAUUGUGUCAGUUAAGAUGGCCCCUGAGAUGAGACAGUCAGUGGCUCUCCUAGCGCAGGUACAGAUGAGACUGGAAGCCCUUGAGAAGAAAAGUGCCCGGCUUCACCAGCGGCUGGAGCUGAAGAUUAGUCGUCAGCGGCGCCCACAUCUGGAUCAGCGCAGCUCCAUUACAAAGACAAUCCCUGGCUUCUGGGUGACAGCUCUGUUGAACCAUCCCCAUCUCUCAGCUCACAUUGACGAGACUGAUGAAGAUGCUCUUAGCUACAUGACUGAUCUUGAGAUUGAGUCUUUCAAGAACAAUAAACUGGGCUACAGGAUCCGCUUCCACUUCAGACGGAACCCAUAUUUCCAGAACAACAUCAUCAUGAAAGAACUGCACCUCGGGAUGGGAGGGUCUCCAAUGUCUUUCUCCAACCCCAUUCUGUGGCAUCGCGGACAAAACCUGACGGCCCACAGCGAACCCAGGAAGUCGUCACGUGGGGUCUACCAGACCUUUUUCAGCUGGUUCAGUGACCAUAGCAACCCAGGACAAGAUGAUGUAGCACAGAUACUUAAAGAUGACCUGUACAGAGAUCCUCUGAGAUACUACCUCACUCCACUCUGGGAACCGAGGGAGAACGGCAGUAGUGGCACCGCAGCCAGAGCGGCUGACAACGGUAAUGGAGACGACUGUGUGGUAAUCUCAGACUCAGAUGACGAGCCUGGUGAGGAGACUGCUGAGGCUGAGCAAGGCCACAGCAGGGAGGAGGAAGAGGAGGAAGACGAGGAGGAGGAGGAGGAGGAGGAAGAAGAAGAAGAGGAGGAGGAGGAGGACAGGGGGCCUAGCGCAGAUGAGAGCCCAGAGGAGGAGGAUGAUGGUGGAGAAAUUGUGAUCGACGGCUCUGAUGACAGUGACCAGGAGGAGGAGGAGGCCUAAGAAGUGCAGAGGAGGAGGCGGUAUAUGUUGCAGAAGGCGAGUCAUCGAGGGACCAGAGACCAGGAGGAUGGAGAGGAUGCUGAGGGCGACAGAGUGUCAGAGCAAACAUUGAAUCCUUCUUCCUGAUCUUAGUCAUUUUUAUGCACAAAAUAUCAGUUUAUGUUUUUUUUUUAUACCUAAAAUACAUAGAAGCAUUUUAAAUCAGGGUUCACUGUAAUAAUAAAGCCAAGGCAGCAUGUUUCCCCUCUAUUUUAUACAGUCGGUACUGUGUAAUCUGAUGUACUCUAAUUCACAUUUUUUGCAAAAAUGUUUUUCUACAACAGCUUCAUACAAGUAGUGGUUCUUCUGUUUAAUGAAGAACAUCAUUAAACAGCCUACUCACACGCACACAAACACAUGUAGGUUAGAUUUGAUCGCCACUACUUACUGGCAUUAAAUUUUGCAUUGCAGAUUCUUCAAAUUAAUAACACUGAAACCUUCUGAGGCAUUAUUAGUGAUCAUUUCAAGACAAAGUUUUGGCUUUUUUUUUUUUAAAUGAAUAAUUGACGUGAUGAAUCAAACAUGUCAAAGGAUGAAUUUGAUAAUGACAACAGUACAUUUCAGAUGCACUGAGUACUGAACCAAAAUUUGUUCUCAGGGAUGAUCAUGGUGGUAGUUUUAUGGAAAGAACUUUACUGAUUCUCAGACAUUUACACUCUCUGGUUAUUGUCGGCUGUGUAUAAGGAAACGUGUACUCUACUGUAGUAAAUAGGAACAAAUAUUGUUUUAAUAUAAGACCUGUGUUUUCCCUCCUCUUCUGUAUGUUCAGUCUUGUUACACACCAAUCUCUGCUCCUGUUAACAGUCUGUAAACCAUCUCUGAUGUUUAAAAUCAUGGCGUAAUUUGACCAAUGUUUCUGUGGUUUCCUAUAUUUUCGUAACACGCUCCUUUAAGUAGUUAAGUAGUUGAGUUUUGUAUUUUUGGUUUGUUUCUUUAGAUUGUAACUUAAUUUGAAUUUGCUUUCUAAAACAAGGUUUGUUUUCAUGUUAUGUGUUAUAGGAUUUGUGUUAUCUUCUUUUUAAAAAGAUGAUAUUUAUUAUGUUGAUUUUUCUACACGUCCACAUUACGGCACGCCCGUGAGCAUGAAAUGUAAGGCAGGAUGAUUACAUAACUUACGAGGCUGUGUAGGGGGAAAUAAUUUGCGGUGCACGGUGUCAGUAAAUGUCUUAUAUUCACAGCAACAUUAUGGGGUGCACUGUAACAGAACUAGUAUUUGUAUUUGCUUACUUUUCUUAGCAAUGAACUUGUAAAUAAUAUUUCAGCAUUCUCUUUUGGAUAAGACAGUACACAUGUUUAAUCCAUGGAUAAAUUUAUCAAAUAAUCUGGAGUUUUUUCAUAAACAUGAUCAGAAAGUUAUAUUUUGUGUGCUGUGUUUUAUAGAACACUGUAGUUUAAAGAUACCUACUUGUUUGUUGCUUUGGUUAAUUUUGUUUGCUUGAAGAUAAAUGUCCACCUUUUGACUCAGACCUAAAUAAAAUAGGCAGUUGUUUCA
Molecule: messenger RNA, 4104 nt
Organism: Lates calcarifer (barramundi perch)
Lineage: Eukaryota; Metazoa; Chordata; Actinopteri; Centropomidae
Gene: tspy
Product: testis specific protein Y-linked
Exons: 8
Coding region: 894-2573 (559 amino acids)
Biological process (GO): nucleosome assembly
Cellular component (GO): chromatin; nucleus
Molecular function (GO): histone binding; chromatin binding
Source: RefSeq, a predicted model, not a curated record